This is a messenger RNA of Rubroshorea leprosula, 589 nucleotides long. Lineage: Eukaryota; Viridiplantae; Streptophyta; Magnoliopsida; Malvales; Dipterocarpaceae. The record is from the annotation of a GenBank genome assembly.
GAGGACCAGAUCCAGAGGGACCUUACGAUGAACAAGUUUGACUGGGACCAUCCUCUACAUCUUCAGCCCAUGAGCCCCACCACCGUUAAGCAAGUGAGUGUGGUUUGGGAUGCCUAUGAAGCAACAAAAGAUGCCCAUGGAAUCUGUAUUCUGACGGAGUGGGAUGAGUUCAAGACCCUGGAUUACCAAAGGAUAUAUGACAACAUGCAGAAACCAGCUUUUGUUUUUGACGGAAGGAACAUUGCGAAUGUGGAUAAGCUGAGGGAGAUUGGUUUCAUUGUUUACUCAAUUGGCAAGCCACUCGAUCCAUGGCUCAAGGACUUACCUGCUGUGGCAUAAAUAUGAUCAUGCAUCCAAUGGUUCGUGUUGGCUUUUAAUUUGAUUCUUUAUUAUUUUUUCUUAGUGAGAUUAUGUUGCUUCUUGCUUUCCCAUACUAGUCAGGAUAAUUGGACUCACCAAAAUGGUGAGAGCAAGAGGCUGUGUUUUGCCUUCAGUUGUCGUAUUUGAUGAUAUCGCCAAAUCUUUUACUUCUUGUUAGAAAACUUGUAUGAAAUAUCAUUAAUUUUUUAAAUAAAAUCUUCUCUACAGU